Molecule: messenger RNA, 924 nt
Organism: Gavia stellata (red-throated loon)
Lineage: Eukaryota; Metazoa; Chordata; Aves; Gaviiformes; Gaviidae
Gene: ART4
Product: ADP-ribosyltransferase 4 (inactive) (Dombrock blood group)
Molecular function (GO): NAD+-protein-arginine ADP-ribosyltransferase activity; NAD+ poly-ADP-ribosyltransferase activity
Source: RefSeq, a predicted model, not a curated record
AUGCUGACCUUGGCCAAGGAGAAGACAGUUAAAGAGUUGACGGAGGCCAUGGGGCUUUGCAGGAUACCAGUGCUGCUGGCCAGCCUUCUGUUUCUGAUCUCCUUGCAAAGGCUGGCUGUGUUCCACCUUAUGACAGAUAUGGCUCUGCAUUCCUUUGAUGACCAGUAUCUGGGGUGCAGAGAGCAGGAUGAAGAACUGGAGCGAGAAGACUAUUUCCAAAAGGAAAUAGCUGCUAACAAGGACUAUUUGAUUCUCUGGAAGAAGGCUCAGGAAGCUUUGUUACAAAGCCCAGUAGGUCUCCUGAUGGAGAUGCAUGAGAGCCAUGCCAUAGUCCUCAUGGCUUACACCAUGAACUCUUCCCUGCACUCUCAGCUGAACUGGGCCACAUCUACAGCAGGAAGCUCUCCAGAGCACUACAGCAACUUCAGUUUCAAAUAUUUUCACUUUUACCUAACAACUGCUAUCGAGAUAAUGAAGCAAUGGCAGAGCAGCAAGGAGAGCGUGGGGAAACGUAAGUGCUACCGGGUGCACAGGGGUGUGAAAGACUUACAUGUCGAGGCAAUGGUAGGCAGCAUGGUGCGAUUUGGCCGUUUCACCUCUACCUCUCGCCUCUGGAAUGAAGCCCAGAAGUUUGGGAAUUAAACUUUGUUCACAGUGACCACUUGCCUGGGAAUAGCUGUACAAGGCUUUUCUUACUACACAUCAGAGAAGGAAGUCCUCAUUCCCCCUUACAAGGUCUUUCUCAUCAAAAGCUUCUUUCAGACACAGCACGGUAACCGGCUGCAUUCUGUGGGGAACUACAGCAAGUACCACUGCCAGCUCGUGGAAGCUUCAAGAAGCAAGAACAGUGGUUCCACUGCCCUCGACUCUGCUGUUCUUCCCAGUGUAGUUGGAGUUUUCAUGUACUUAGCCCAUAAUUACUGA